Molecule: messenger RNA, 285 nt
Organism: Verticillium dahliae VdLs.17
Lineage: Eukaryota; Fungi; Ascomycota; Sordariomycetes; Glomerellales; Plectosphaerellaceae
Exons: 1
Coding region: 93-245 (50 amino acids)
Source: RefSeq, a predicted model, not a curated record
GUGGAGGAGUGGAGAGACGUGGAUCAGUGGGACUUGUUGCAGGUUCACGGGGGGGAGAGUAUCCCGAACGCGGGAGGAGGAUUCUUCGGUCUAUGCAGACAGAAAAUGAGGGACGCGACGCCCUCGGCGGCUCACGGCCGGGUAGUUCGGUGUACAUUACGAAGGAUGGAGACGGGCAUUGGGGGCUCAGAUGCCUCCGAUGCCUGGACUGCCUGACCGCGUGCCGACCGCUGCGGUCAACUUGAGACGCAUCGCUGAAUGGCAGACUGCGUCGGAUUAGAGGGU